This is a messenger RNA of Leptosia nina, 1620 nucleotides long. NCBI's taxonomy places the organism in Eukaryota, Metazoa, Arthropoda, Insecta, Lepidoptera, Pieridae. The record is from the annotation of a GenBank genome assembly.
AUGCGUGCCGGCUUCAUGAGGAGGAGUCCAGGCGAGGUGGGUGGAGAUGCUGCCCGAAAGCUAGCCCAAAUGGGCACCGGACGCGUUAAUCUUCCACCGCAGCGAGGUUUCGUUCGGCUUAGCCCUGCGAGGACCGGUCGAGGCGGCCGCAGAAGGUGGGCGCGCGCCGCGUCCCUUCGUCAGUCGCGUUUCGGUGUCCGUCCAUUUACGUGUGUGAGAAGUGCGGUGCUCCCGCGGGGGCGAUGUGGCCGACUUUGCAUCAUGCUGGCAGUACGCCACGCCAAGUACCUGGGCUCGUUUCCGGCGGCGGGCGAGGAGGAGGAGGCGUCUCGUGUCGACUCGCUCACCAGGAGGCUGCAUCUCAUGAAGGAGAGCGGGUGCGCGGUGCCUGUCCUGGUCGUGGUCGCUCUCUCCGGGGUGAAGGUGUGCGACCCGGACGACAAGAGCGUCCGCAUGUGGCACGCACUGCGGCGCAUCUCGUACGCGCGCUGUGAGGCUGCGCGGGCGCUGUUCGCGUUCGUCGCGCGCGAGCCGAGGGCGCAUCGAAUCGACGAGGCCCAUUACUGCCACGCCUUCGAGACUGACUCGCCACACCAGGCGGAGGAGUUGAACGCGUUGGUGGGCGAUGCGUUCCGCAUGGCGUUCGCGUCGCAGCUGCAGCCCUCCGCUCCACUUUGGAGUAAGGAGAUAAGCGGCAGCCCGUGCGCUCGCGCACCCGACUCGCUCACCGGCCUCGCCCACUAUCCUCAUCGGCAAGUUGCCGACAGAUCUCCGCAAAGAUGCAAGUCGGACGGGUCCGGCAGCGAGGGCAGCGAGGCGAGCCCCAGCUCGUCCGAGGAGUGGAACUCGCCGGGCGAGCUGAGCUGCUACCGCCGGCUCGGAGAGAGACUCGAGAGGCCGCCGCUCAUGAAGCGGCUCGCGCUCGGGCUCAGCGGGACUCUCCUGCAGCCCUCGGACGACGACGCCACGCCUCUAGUCACAGACACGCCCACCACGCCGACGAACGCAUCGGCGUGUCUCGGCGGUGGCGGGUACAUCAACGAAGCGACGGAAGCGGCGAGAGAGCGACGGCCCCCCCCGCCGCUGCGCGAGAGGGGCUUCCGAGACUGCGCUGGUCUCCCUGACGGACGGGCCGCGAGCAGUGCCGCGGCUUCGUCCUCGUCCGGCGAGUCGUCGUGCGGAGCGUCGAGAGCCUCGCGCGAUUCGGGAAACAACAACUUGCGGCCGCUCGAGCCGGAGCUGAAGAGCGCACCCUGGUUCCAGCAGGGCAUCCCGCGGGAGAUCGCCCUGGAGGUGUUGGCGGCGCAGCAGCCGGGCGCUUUCCUGGUGCGCGCCAGCACCACGCAGACCGAGUGCCUCGCCCUCUCGCUGAGGGUGCCGCGGGACUUCGCCCACAAUGGCAUCGCGCACUACCUCAUCCUUAGGACGUCCAAAGGAUACAAGAUUAAGGGGUUCACGAAGGAGUUCAGCUCGCUUUGCGCGCUGGUGACCCACCACAGCGUGAUGCCCGAGUUGCUGCCGGUGCCGCUGCGGCUGCCCCGCGCGCCCCUCCGCCCCCGCACCGAUCUGGAGGCCCUCGACUCCCUCGCCGCCUCCGCGUUGCCCGCCCACGUCUCGUAG